This is a messenger RNA of Aegilops tauschii subsp. strangulata, 1909 nucleotides long. RefSeq names its product lipoamide acyltransferase component of branched-chain alpha-keto acid dehydrogenase complex, mitochondrial. Gene Ontology annotation, molecular function: acetyltransferase activity; lipoic acid binding. Gene Ontology annotation, cellular component: cytoplasm; mitochondrion. The record is from RefSeq and is a predicted model, not a curated record. Lineage: Eukaryota; Viridiplantae; Streptophyta; Magnoliopsida; Poales; Poaceae.
GGAGCUGGCAGUGGCAGUUGCACUGCCCCGCACUCCUCUGCCUCCUCCGCUCCCUACUUCCAACUAUCCACUCCAUCAAUGGUCGCAACCCCCCACGCAGCAGCCGCAGGUCUAUCUCCACACUCAGCCCGCCGGUAGCCCUCCUCCCGCAGACACAUGGCCUGGAGGCGGCUCGCCGCCCGCUCCCGCCGCUGUCCCGUCCCGCCCGCCCCGCGGCCCGCGGCGCCGCGCCCGCCCCCGCCGGCGGGACCCGCCGCGGCCACGCCGCCGCUUCGCCGCCUCCUCCUCCCCCUCUCGCCGCCCCGCUUCGCCGCCGCCGCAGCCUCCUCGCCCGCGCGGCUGUUCCACGCCGCUGCGGUGCGCUGGGGGAGCAGGUCGCUCGCCAGUGAUGCCUCCGCGGCGAGGGAGCCCUCCGCCGAGCUGGUGGAGGUGCCCCUGGCGCAGACGGGGGAGGGGAUCGCCGAGUGCGAGCUGCUACGCUGGUUCGUCAGCGAGGGCGACCAAGUAGAUGAAUUCCAGCAGCUCUGUGAGGUACAGAGCGACAAAGCAACCAUUGAAAUUACAAGUCGUUUCAAGGGAACGGUACAUCAGAUUCAGUUUGCCCCUGGUGACAUAGUAAAGGUCGGUGAAACUUUACUUAAGAUGAUUGUCAACGGAAGUCAAGUUGUACCUCAUGAUAGCCUAGCUUCAUCCCCUGACAUUCCACUUGGAGUGGAUACUUCUACAAGUCCUUCAAGGGAAGGCAAUGCUCCUCGUGGAUCUCUCUCCACUCCAGCCGUCAGGCAUCUAGUGAAGCAGUAUGGGCUCAGCAUCGAUGAUAUUCAGGGUACAGGAAGAGAUGGUAGAGUUUUGAAAGAAGAUGUGCUGAAUUACGCUGCCAGCAAGGGUCUUCUCCAGGAGGCGCCAUCAGCUUUGGAAGAGAAUGUUGGUCAAGUUGAGUUACCUGAGGGAGGAAAACCGUUACUUGAUCCACAUUUUUAUGAAGAUAAGAGCAUUCCUCUCAGGGGAUACCAGAGAGCAAUGGUGAAAUCAAUGAGCCUGGCUGCAAAAGUACCACAUUUUCAUUAUCUGGAGGAAAUAAACUGUGAUGCUCUUGUACAACUUAAGGCAUCAUUUCAAAAGGAGAAUAAAGAUCAUGAUGUCAAGCACACCUUCCUUCCAUUCCUCAUAAAAUCUCUAUCUAUGGCACUGAGUAAAUAUCCAUUGUUGAACAGCUCUUUCGUUGAAGAAACAAAUGAAGUUAUUCUCAAAGGAUUCCAUAACAUCGGAGUAGCCAUGGCUACAGAACAGGGAUUAGUGGUGCCAACCAUCAAGAAAGUCCAGUCACUUUCUAUAUUGGAGAUCACAAAGGAAUUGUCAAGAUUGCAUGAGAUGGCAUUGCAAAACAGACUAAGCACCAACGAUAUCACUGGUGGAACCAUAACACUGAGCAACAUAGGCGCCAUCGGUGGCAAGUUUGGCUCUCCUGUUCUCAACCUGCCUGAAGUUGCGAUCAUUGCGCUCGGCCGCAUUCAGAAGCUCCCUCGCUUUGAUGAUGAAGAAAACGUAUACCCGUCCUCGACAAUCAAUGUGACCGUUGGAGCCGAUCACAGAGUCGUCGACGGUGCCACGGUUGCAAGGUUUUGCAACGAGUGGAAAAGCCUGGUGGAAAAGCCAGAGCUGCUCUUGCUGCACAUGCGAUGAUCCAGCAAGUUACCUGGAUGCAGAGGGCCGCUCGGUCGAAUUCGAAAGAUGCUGAAGUUCAGAUGCAAAGCCAGGUUGGUAGAUAGGGCCAUAAGGAGUCAAUCAACUCAAGUAUAUGUAACCAAUAAUUGAUUGACGUGGCCUCUCUUCUGCAAGCUAUGUGAUCACCCUGUGAAUAUUUGUAUAUUACCUUGGAAAUAAAGCUAUAGAAGCAGAAUUCAAAAUA